Linderina pennispora is the source of this 1008-nucleotide messenger RNA. RefSeq lists its product as uncharacterized. The record is from RefSeq and is a predicted model, not a curated record. Gene Ontology annotation, cellular component: nucleus; cytoplasm. Gene Ontology annotation, biological process: protein neddylation. The transcript is spliced from 4 exons. NCBI's taxonomy places the organism in Eukaryota, Fungi, Kickxellomycota, Kickxellomycetes, Kickxellales, Kickxellaceae. The coding region runs from base 1 to 1008 and encodes 335 amino acids. Gene Ontology annotation, molecular function: NEDD8 activating enzyme activity.
AUGAUUCUUGUUAUUGGUGCUGGUGGCCUUGGCUGCGAGAUCCUCAAGAACCUGGCGAUGACGGGGUUCCGCAACAUCCACGUAAUCGACAUGGACACAAUCGACGUCAGCAACCUGAACCGCCAAUUCCUAUUCCGGCAGAACGACGUUGGCCGGCCCAAGGCAGAGGUGGCAGCCGAGUUUAUCAAGCGGCGGUCGCCAAACGUCAGCAUUACGCCGCACCGCGCCAAGAUCCAGGACAUGCCAGAGGAGUUUUACAUGCAGUUCACCCAGGUAAUUUGCGGUCUGGACUCAAUCGAGGCAAGGCGGUGGAUCAACGCGUACCUGCACAGCCUGGUGGACUCGCAUGGGUUCGAGGGGUUCAAGCCGAUGAUUGAUGGCGGCACUGAGGGGUUUAAGGGUAAUGCCAGAGUUGUUUUGCCGUCAAUUAGUGCGUGCUUCGAGUGUGGGCUGAGCUUGCACGGCGCCAAGACGACGUAUCCGAUCUGCACCAUUGCCAAUACGCCGCGACUACCCGAGCACUGCAUCGAAUGGGCGUCGGUGCUCGAGUGGCCCAGGGUGUUUCCAGACAAGAAGCUGGAUGGGGACAACCCAGAGCACAUCACAUGGCUGGUCGAUCGGGCGUCGGAGCGAGCCAACAAGUUUAACAUCUCGGGAAUCACGUACUCGCUGACACAGGGCGUGGUGAAGAACAUCAUUCCGGCAAUUGCGUCGACCAACGCGAUUAUUGCGGCGGCGUGCACGAACGAGGCGCUGAAGCUGCUUGAAAAGUCGCCCGACUGCCUGGUGUGCGGCAACCAGCAAGCAGAGCUGAUUGAGCAGCUCAAGGAGGACUCGGUGCUGCGCCUGAAGGCACCGACGCUGACGUUUGGCACGGCCAGCCUCUACUUCCAGAAUCCGCCAGCACUGGAGGAGGAGACCAGACCGAAUCUGGCCAAGAAGUCAACAUUGACAGUCACAGAUCCGACGCUGCCAACCAGCCUCGAAGUCACUGUCGGUUUUGCAUAA